Penicillium riverlandense is the source of this 2949-nucleotide messenger RNA. Its product is annotated as glycoside hydrolase family 55 protein. NCBI's taxonomy places the organism in Eukaryota, Fungi, Ascomycota, Eurotiomycetes, Eurotiales, Aspergillaceae. The record is from RefSeq and is a predicted model, not a curated record. The transcript has 2 exons. The coding region runs from base 1 to 2949 and encodes 982 amino acids.
AUGGCUCCCUUACAAACUUCUAUGGCGCUGUUUCUGGCCCAUAUCAUUCUGCUGUUGGGUCUGCCUGCUUCGCUGGUCGGUGCAGUGCCCGUCCACCCCCAUGGGCACCAUGUGCACCAGAAAGCGGUCGCUGCGGCGAGCUCGUCCGACUCAUCUGAUUACUGGGUUGCCAAUAUCAAGCGCCAGGGUAUCGUGCCUUUCGGAAGUAACGACAACUAUCAGGUGUUUCGCAAUGUCAAGGAUUUUGGAGCUGCGGGUGACGGUACCACGGAUGAUACCGCGGCGAUUAACAAGGCGAUUUCGUCUGGUAACCGCUGCGGCAAGGGCUGCGAUUCAUCCACCACCACUCCGGCCCUGGUGUACUUCCCACCGGGUACCUAUGUGGUGUCCAAGCCGAUCAUUCAGUUCUACUACACGCAGCUUGUGGGAGAUGCAACCGACCUGCCUGUGAUCAAAGCCUCGCCCAGCUUCGCCGGGAUGGCGGUCAUCGACGCCGAUCCGUACGAGGACGAUGGCGCGAACUGGUACACCAACCAGAACAAUUUCUUCCGCGCCAUUCGCAACCUGGUCAUCGAUCUCACCGCUAUGCCCCAGUCCGCUGGCGCCGGUAUCCACUGGCAGGUUGGCCAGGCUACGUCCCUGCAGAACAUCCGGUUCGAGAUGGUCCAGGGCGGUGGUGACGCGAAUAAGCAAGAGGGUAUCUUCAUGGACAAUGGCUCUGGAGGCUUCAUGUCCGACCUUACCUUCAACGGUGGUAACUACGGCAUGUUCCUCGGUAACCAGCAGUUCACGACUCGCAACCUAACCUUCAAUAACUGCAACACGGCCAUCUACAUGAACUGGAACUGGGCGUGGACUUUCAAGUCUGUCAGUAUCAAUGACUGCGCGGUUGGGCUGAACAUGUCCACAUCGCCGACCAACCAGACCGUGGGUUCGGUCAUGAUGCUGGAUAGCACGUUCACCGACACUCCCAUCGGUGUGGUGACCGCCUGGAACCGCGAUAGCAUCCCCAUCGGCGGUGGUGUCCUGGUGCUCGACAAUGUGGACUUCUCCGGAGCAAAGGUGGCCGUUGCCGGAGUUGACGGCGACGAAAUCUUGGCCGGUGGCUCGGUAGUCAACAACUGGAUGCAAGGAAAUGCCUACUCCCCCUCCAAGACAAUCAGCAAGCGUGACGCCGAGGCCGAGUCUGCACCCGAGGUUGUGACCGUUGUUGAGACUGUCAUGAAGACUAUCAUGGCUUGCCCUGCGACCCGUACCGAUCUCGCUGCCAUCCCUGCUGCCACUGAUGCUCCCGCACCGGCGAACACUGUUCCUGACAAUACCGCUGCUAAGCCUGCUCCCAUUCCCACUGUUACUGGCGAGGGUCGUGCGAAGGAUGUUCCGGACGGUUUCACUGGUCUGCCUGGAUUUGACAACAGCUGGCUGUCUUUCCUGAGCGCCCCACAGGCCACCGAUGCCUCCGUUCCGGAUGCCACUCCAGCUGCUGUUCCGGAUACCCCUGCUUCCGCUCCUUCUAGUGAAGUUACCUCCGACAACACUCCUAAUAAUACUCCCGUCGUUGUUGAGAGCACACCCAUUGCCCAGACUACCCAGAGCAGCAAGAGCGGCUCUUCCGGUGGAAGUGGUAGCAGCAAGAGUGGCUCCUCCGGUGGAAGUGGUAGCAGAUCUGGCAGCCACUCUAGCGGUAGCACUGGUACCUGCGGUGCAAGCGAGGCCAUUGCUUCUGCGCGCGUUCAGCAUUCGUUCAAGGCGAACUCCAAGCCUGCCGACCUCCUCAGCGGUGGCGCUGUCUUUGAACGCUCGAAGCCCCUUUACGAGACUGUGCCCGCCUCGUCCUUCGUCAGCGUCAAGUCGGCCGGCGCCAAGGGUGAUGGCACCACCGACGACACCGCAGCCCUCCAGAAGAUCCUGGAUAGCGCACAGGAUGGCCAGGUGGUUUACUUCGACCACGGCGCGUACGUCAUCACCUCGACGCUGAAGGUUCCCAAGAACAUCAAGAUCACGGGUGAAGUCUGGCCGGUGAUCAUGGCGUCGGGCAGCAAGUUCCAGGACGAGAAGAACCCCAUUGCCGCGCUGCAGAUCGGCCAGUCCGGCGACGUCGGCAGCGUAGAGAUGAGUGACCUGAUUAUCACGACCAAGGGUUCCGCCCCCGGCGCCAUCCUCAUGGAAUGGAACGUCGCCGCAUCCUCCCAGGGCUCAGCCGGUAUGUGGGACGUCCACAUCCGCGUUGGUGGUGCCGCUGGCACCGAGCUACAGAGCAGCAACUGCCCGAAGACACCUCACACAGUCACCACGCCCAAGGCCUCGUGCAUCGCCGCGUUCCUGCUCCUGCAUAUCACCGAGAAAGCGAGCGCGUACAUCGAAAACGCGUGGAUGUGGACCGCAGACCACGAGCUCGACCUGCCUGACCACUCCCAGAUAAACGUCUACACAGGCCGUGGCGUCCUCAUCGAAUCUCAAGGCCCAGUCUGGAUGUACGGCACCGCCUCCGAGCACCACCAGCUAUACAACUACCAGGUCUCGAACGCCCAGAACGUCUUUAUGGGCCUAAUCCAAACCGAGACACCAUACUACCAGUCAAACCCCAACUCCCUGACUCCAUUCACACCCCAGUCCUCGUGGAACGAUCCCACCUUCGAGUCCUGCACCACAAACUCCUGCCGCAAGGCCUGGGGUCUGCGCGUGAUGGGUUCGAAGGAUCUGUACGUCUACGGCGCGGGUCUGUACAGCUUCUUUGAGAACUACGCGCAGAGCUGCCUUCAGUCUGAGGAUUGCCAGCAGAAUAUGGUUGAGGUCGAUUGCUCCGAUGUCCAUCUUUACGGUCUGAGCACCAAGGCGGCCGUCAAUAUGAUCACCUCGUCACAGGGUAAGGGCAUGGUGCCGGAGUCUGAUAACACGAGCAACUACUGUUCGACUAUUGCUCUGUUCGAGCAGUUGCUCGCUGCUUAA